CUCGAGCGGAGUGUCUGUGUGCGUGUCCGCGCGUGUGUGUGCGCUCCGCUGCCAAACGCACACUCACACCCACGGGGGACGGGUUUGUCCGGUCACACACGACACACCGACACCGACUACCACUUCACCGCAGUUGAGCUCGGACCGUGAGAGGAAAUUAAAGGAAAUACCGAGAGGAAGAGGAGGAGGGCGCGUGAGUGAAAGUUUGAAGAUGGAAAAUUCGUCCAGCAACAACCGGUUUCGGUCCGCAAUGUUCAAUCACGAUGAUGAGAUUGCAGAGUGCACUGUAGCUCCAGUUGCAAUGGAAGACAGUGACCAUGAAAUUCACUCUUCUUCAGAUGAGCACGAUUCCUGCCCUCCCUCCCCCAAUCACAGCAGGGACCAUGACAUGGAACAGCAUUCAAGCCAUUCAGAUGAUGCAGAGGUGGAGAACAUUAUGCAAGACCCUCAGCAGCAUGGAGGGCACAGCCACCAUCACCAGCACCAUGAGCACACGCACCACCACCAUCAUGGCCAUGAGUCACAUGACGCAAACAGGGAGGCUGAGGGCCAAGACUGCCCACAUACCCCGUCUUAUCUGAGGCCCCCUGUGGCCGGCAGCGCGCUGUCAGAUUCAGGGUCAGAGCCCAGUCUGCCGCACAGCAGAAGUGUGGAGUUUGACUUGCCGUCCCCCGUCAGUCCCACCAGGCCCAGGAGCCCCUGGGCUCGAUUUGACCCUUACGACAAUACUGAGGAUCAGGAUAAGGAGUACGUUGGUUUUGCAACUUUGCCAAACCAAGUCCACCGCAAGUCAGUCAAGAAGGGAUUUGACUUCACCCUGAUGGUGGCAGGGGAAUCUGGCCUGGGAAAGUCCACCCUGGUCAACAGUCUAUUUCUCACAGAUCUUUACAAAGAUAGGAAGCUGCUCAAUGCAGAAGAGCGAAUUACGCAAACAGUAGAAAUCACCAAACACACAGUGGAUAUAGAAGAGAAAGGUGUCAAACUGAAGCUCACCAUCGUGGACACCCCUGGGUUUGGAGAUGCUGUAAACAACACUGAAUGCUGGAAGUCGGUGGCCGACUAUAUCGACCAGCAGUUUGAACAAUACUUCAGGGACGAGAGUGGUCUCAACCGCAAGAACAUCCAGGACAACAGAGUACACUGCUGCCUCUAUUUCAUCUCACCAUUUGGUCAUGGCCUUCGGCCUCUGGAUGUGGAGUUUAUGAAGGCUCUGCAUGAGAAGGUCAACAUCGUCCCUAUCUUAGCCAAAGCAGACACACUCACCCCCACUGAGGUCAAGAAAAAGAAAAUCAAGAUCAGAGAAGAGAUUGAACAGUAUGGUAUUAAGAUAUACCAGUUCCCAGACUGUGACUCGGAUGAGGAUGAAGAAUUCAAGCAGCAGGACCUUGAACUGAAGGAAAGUAUUCCCUUUGCAGUCAUUGGCAGCAACACUGUGGUGGAAGCCAAAGGGAAGAGAGUGCGAGGCCGGCUUUACCCCUGGGGCAUCGUGGAGGUGGAGAACUCGGCGCACUGUGAUUUUGUGAAGCUGCGGAACAUGCUUGUUCGCACACACAUGCAGGAUCUCAAGGACGUGACCCGGGAGACCCACUAUGAGAACUACAGGGCCCAGUGCAUCCAGAGCAUGACCCGCAUGGUUGUGAAGGAACGCAACCGCAAUAAACUAACCAGGGAGAGCGGCACAGACUUCCCCAUCCCUGUGGUCUCUGGGGUGACGGACAGCGAGACAGAAAAGCUCAUCCGAGAGAAGGAUGAGGAGCUGCGACGAAUGCAGGAGAUGCUGCAGAAGAUCCAGGAUCAAAUGCACACUCAGAAAGAAGCCUAUUAACACAGGACAACAGUCAGCUGUGUACAUGUCUGUCAGUCUGUCAUUAAAUGGGUGACAAAAACACCCAGGAAACCUUUACCUUUACUCGAACGUUUGACACCCUACAUGUCCACUCAACCACUCGGCCUCAUCAGCAGCACGUUAUACCAUACAUGGAUCAGGGAUCUGGUGGUAAGAUGUUCUGACGUUUUCCAUUUAACAACUCUGUUUUCUCCAGAAUCUCAUACUUUACCACCUCUGAACAAUAAAAACUUUGCUGUUAAAGUGAAAGUAGAAUGAAUUAAUAUGAUGCAGUCUGAUUUUCACAUAUCUGAACUUUAUUUAGCCACAUGAUCACAGGGUUGUUGAUUUCUUUUUCUUUUUUUUUAACAAAACAUCUGAUAUGAGGUUUACAUCCAAGUACUGUUGACCUGCUCAGAUUUUUAAGCACAUUUUUCUUGUGCAACUGUUUAUUAUUUAAUCUCUAUACGUCAACAUGCAUAUAUACUGUAAUAAUUUAAUUUUCUAUAUUACAAUACAAACUUUUUUCCUACCACAUUUUAUCUUUUAUGUGCUCCUGGUUUUAUUUAACUCCACUCUAGUACACCACCUGACGUGUUUUCAUGUCAGCUGUUUCUGUUUGUUUAACCUUUUUAUGCAGGGAUUAUUCACUUUCUUUUAAUUGUUGCUUUUACUAAUGUCUCUGCUCAGUGAUGGCCAGUCUUAACUCACAUUAGAAACCACUUUGAUUUACAUGCCAUGAUUUAUCAUUUAACACAAAAUAACUUUUUACAUGACAGAGGAGUUCACAUUUAUUGUUUUCUGAGUAAUUUCCCGAAGCAGUUGUUUGGAAUCUGUUAAUCGAUAGAGCCACCUCAGACACAUGUUAGUUGUUAGAGACGAGUAUCAGUACUUCGACAAGACCUUUAUUUUUGCAUGUAGGUGUGUGUCUAUGGGAAGGGUUGCAUCAGAGGCCAUGCAGUUUGUUUUUGCAUGUAUUGUAAAGCUCAGACUGCAGAUUGAUUAUUUGAUAGUGAGGUUAUUUAUGGGCUAUGAAAAUAUAUAGCAACAAAAAAAAAAAAAGUGGGGAAAUGUAUGAAGCCAAGUUGUUUUUUGUUUUUUUAAACUUUAUUUAAAUGGCUGUUAUUUCAGGUGGUUAUAAUGAAUAUGGAUCCUAUAACCAAAGCCAAUUUCAUUUGAUAUAAAUUUUAGAUUUUCCUUAGCAGAGUUCAAGACCUUUUCUCCAGCUGACUUUGUGAUUUGCUCGCCAUUCAUUUUCUGCCAUAACAAGUCACAAUGUCUGCAUUAAAAAAGGUCAAAGUUUAUGAAGCAAAUUUGUUGCUAAUCAUUUCCUUUCUGUGACUUGGAUGACUCUGCCAUGUUGUGUGAUAUUUUGUUAAAUUACAUUCCUUAUACUUCUGUCCCAGAGUCGGGUAUAACUUUGUUUCUAAUUUCAUUUGUUUUUUAUAUUAAGUCUCUGUCUUUUGUUAUUCCACUGUUUGGAGUAUAUUUAUGUAAAAAUUUAUAUUUGAGAUAUGGAUGGAGAGGACAAAAUGUUCAAAUUCUAAUAUUGUAAUAAAAUAUAAAUAUAAUUGUCUCCAUUA
Molecule: messenger RNA, 3408 nt
Organism: Sphaeramia orbicularis (orbiculate cardinalfish)
Lineage: Eukaryota; Metazoa; Chordata; Actinopteri; Kurtiformes; Apogonidae
Gene: septin4b
Product: septin 4b
Exons: 14
Coding region: 212-1825 (537 amino acids)
Molecular function (GO): GTP binding
Source: RefSeq, a predicted model, not a curated record